Vicia faba (fava bean) is the source of this 978-nucleotide messenger RNA. The record is from the annotation of a GenBank genome assembly. Lineage: Eukaryota; Viridiplantae; Streptophyta; Magnoliopsida; Fabales; Fabaceae.
AUGAACGGAAAUGACUCCUAUGAUGCAAAUCACAGGAAAAGCGUAGAAGUGCAUCGAGUUUCAAUUUUGUUGCUCUCAUUCUCCAUCUAUCUAUCUUUAAGAGUUUUACUAAAGAUGGGACUAGCUCUGGGUUGUCUUCAAGUCGAACAGUCAACAGUAGCGAUCCGAGAAGUUUUUGGCAGAUAUGAGGAUGUGCUUGAACCUGGUUGCCACUGUGUGCCAUGGUUCAUGGGUAGACAAAUAGCCGGUUACCUUUCUUUGCGUGUGCAGCAACUAGAUGUUCGUUGUGAAACCAAGACAAAGGACAAUGUUUUUGUGACUGUGGUUGCAUCUGUCCAAUAUCGAGCACUGGCAGAAAAUGCGGUGGAUGCUUUUUACAAACUUACCAAUACCAGAGAACAGAUCCAAGCCUAUGUCUUUGAUGUUAUCCGGGCAACCAUUCCAAAAAUGGAACUAGAUUCUUCUUUUGAACAGAAGAAUGAUAUUGCAAAAGCCGUUGAGGAAGAGCUUGAAAAGGCGAUGUCGGCUUAUGGGUAUGAGAUAGUUCAGACUCUCAUUGUGGAUAUUGAACCAGAUGAGCAUGUGAAAAAAGCCAUGAAUGAGAUAAAUGCUGCGGCAAGACUUAGAUUGGCUGCAAAUGAGAAAGCUGAAGCAGAGAAGAUUCUGUAUAUCAAAAGGGCAGAGGGCGACGCAGAAUCAAAGUAUCUAGCCGGGCUUGGAAUAGCUCGUCAGCGUCAAGCCAUAGUUGACGGGCUGAGGGACAGUGUUGUUGCAUUUGCAGAGAAUGUCCCCGGGACAUCAUCAAAGGAUGUCAUGGACAUGGUUCUUGUGACCCAAUACUUUGACACGUUGAAGGAGAUUGGCGCAUCGUCAAAAUCCAAUUCGGUUUUUGUUCCACACGGACCGGGUGCUGUGAAAGAUAUUGCUUCACAAGUCAGAGAGGGUCUUCUCCAAGGAAAUGUCGCCGCCGGGCAUUGA